Punica granatum (pomegranate) is the source of this 2073-nucleotide messenger RNA. Lineage: Eukaryota; Viridiplantae; Streptophyta; Magnoliopsida; Myrtales; Lythraceae. The record is from RefSeq and is a predicted model, not a curated record.
CCUCGCUUGACUUCAUCCUAUCUUCUUUUAUUUUAUUUUUUUUUCCUCUCUUACAAUAUUUAUCUGCGCAUUAUAUGUCUCUCUAUGCUCCUCAUCCCGAUCGUCUCCCCCGUAGACGAACCCAACGAUAAAACAGCAGACUGAGAAUCCAGAGGUUGUCUUCUUUGAACAUGGAAGGAGGGAUUCACCCUGGAGAAGCUGAUGCCUCUGCUUUCAGAGAAUGUUUCUCUCUGACAUGGAAAAACCCUUAUGUCCUUCGCCUAGCUUUCUCUGCUGGGAUCGGGGGCCUCCUCUUCGGAUAUGACACAGGUGUCAUAUCGGGAGCUCUGCUGUACAUCAGAGAUGACUUUAAGUCUGUGGACAGACAGACUGCUCUGCAGGAGAGCAUAGUGAGCAUGGCAGUAGCUGGGGCUAUCAUCGGUGCUGCCAUCGGCGGGUGGGCGAAUGAUAAGUUCGGGAGGAGGAGCGCGAUCCUUGUAGCUGACUUCCUCUUCUUUAUCGGGGCAGUUAUAAUGGCUGCUGCGCCGAACCCGGCUCUUCUGAUUGUCGGUCGGGUCUUCGUCGGGCUUGGAGUUGGAAUGGCCUCCAUGACCUCUCCGCUCUACAUCUCCGAAGCCUCGCCUGCUAGGAUUCGGGGAGCUCUUGUGAGCACCAAUGGGUUCCUCAUCACCGGAGGGCAGUUCUUAUCUUACCUCAUCAACUUGGCCUUUACCAAGGCUCCUGGGACAUGGAGGUGGAUGCUUGGAAUAGCAGGGAUUCCAGCUCUUGUGCAGUUCAUCUUAAUGAUUCUUCUUCCCGAAUCUCCUCGCUGGCUCUUUCGCAAGGGAAGAGAGGAAGAAGCCAAGGCCAUCUUACGGAAAAUCUACCCUGAGCACGAAGUCGGGAGAGAGGUUCAGGAACUGAAGGAAUCUGUCGAGGCGGAGAUCCAGGAGAUGGGAUCUUCCGAGAAAAUCAACCUAAUGAGUCUUCUAAAGACGAAGACGGUCCGAAGAGGACUCAUUGCUGGAGUAGGCCUACAGGUCUUCCAGCAGUUUGUGGGGAUAAACACGGUCAUGUACUACAGCCCCACGAUAGUCCAACUGGCCGGUUUUGCUUCCAAUCAGACUGCGCUCCUCCUUUCCCUCGUGACAGCCGGGCUUAACGCCCUCGGAUCCAUUGUGAGCAUCUACUUCAUUGAUCGAACAGGGAGAAAGAAGCUGCUAGUAAUCAGCCUGUCGGGAGUAAUCAUCUCGUUGGGAGUUUUAUCGGCAGUUUUCCAUGAGACCGCUUCUCACUCGCCAAUUGUCAGCUCCGCUGCAACUUCCCACUUCGCAAACUACAAGUGCCCCGACUAUAGCUCGGCGAAGAAUCCCGCUUCGUGGGACUGUAUGAAGUGCCUCAAGGCCUCGUCCCCGAGUUGCGGGUUCUGUGCUUCUCCUGCUAAUAAGCUAUUUCCUGGAGCAUGUUUGAUUUCAAAUGACACAGUUAAAGACAUUUGCCAUGGAGAAGACAGGCUCUGGUACACGCGCGGUUGCCCAAGUAAGUACGGGUGGCUCGCACUUGUUGGGCUAGCUCUCUACAUCAUAUUCUUCUCCCCGGGAAUGGGAACUGUCCCAUGGAUCGUAAACUCCGAAAUCUACCCAUUGCGGUUCCGCGGAGUAUGCGGAGGAAUAGCAGCCACAGCUAACUGGAUUUCAAACCUUAUCGUGGCCCAGUCUUUCUUGACUCUGACAGAGGCAAUAGGGACUUCUUGGACAUUCCUUAUCUUCGGGGUUAUCACUGUCGUCGCUCUACUGUUUGUUUUAAUUUGUGUGCCGGAGACGAAAGGGCUUCCAAUUGAGGAGGUUGAGAAGACGUUGGAGGGUAGAGCUCUGCACUUCAAGUUCUGGGAGAAGAGGCCCAAGCCAUCGGAGAAGAACCAAACUGCAUGACCUAUAAUUCGAUUGCAAUCUCAAUUUGCGAUAAUCAAUCAAGGUGAAAAGUGAUUGUGUAGGAAAUUGAUAUUGAACUCAACUUGAACUAUGUGUCAACUACCUCGUGUAAAACAGAACCUGUAUUUAUGUAAUGGACUAUCAAUGGAACAUUUUCCCAGCA